UCUACUUAGGUAGCACCACUCUAAUUACGAUGGCACAAGUCCAUGGAAACUACGAUCCCAAAUUCGAAGAGUUGCGGAGGCUUUUCCAAAAAAAUCUGGAUUCCAAAGCUGACGUUGGAGCCUCCAUCACUGUGAAUAUAGACGGCAAAAAUGUUGUUGAUAUUUGGGGCGGAUACGUUGACGAAGAAUGCACCCGUCCAUGGGAGUCUGAUACUAUUGCCGGAGUCUGGUCAUGCACGAAGGGAGUCACGAGCCUUGCUCUUUUGAUGCUCAUCGAUCGCGGCUUAGUGGAUGCCAAUGCAAAAGUUGCUCAAUACUGGCCUGAAUUCGCGGCCAAUGGGAAGCAAGAUAUUGAGAUCCGACAUCUCCUGUCUCAUACUUCAGGCCUUUCAGCAUGGGAGGACAGGAUAAGCUUUGACGACUUGCCUAACCAAGAUGCUCUUGCAGCUAAGCUUGCAGCGCAGGGUCCUCUGUGGGAACCCGGCACAGCUUCAGGAUAUCACGCAGUCACUUUUGCAGUGUUGAUAGCCGAAGUCUUGCGACGCGUUACAGGCAAGACGUUAAAACAGUUCGUCGCCGAGGAGAUUGCAGGUCCGUUGAACGCUGAUUUCCAGAUUGGCCUCUCGGACAAAGAUAUUCCUCGCACGAGCAACGCCAUUGCGCAUAAAGACAAACCGACAACUCAGGCUAUGCCCGAACCAGGGUCAAUUUUAUUUAAGACGCUCACCAAUCCUGUCUUCAGUCCAAAUUUCAUCAAUACUGAAAAAAUCCGAAAGGCAGACCUCGGUUCUUUCAAUGGAUUUGCAAAUGCUCGCGCAUUGAAUCGGAUCUACUCUGUCCUAGCGCUCGGUGGUGGAGUUGACGGGGUGCAGCUACUGUCUCAAAAGACGAUUGACCUCAUCUUCCAAAAGCAAUCGGACGGCAUAGAUUUAGUAAUGGGACAACCUGUGAGCUUUGGCAUUGGGUAUGGGCUCGGAGGUCGAGGUGCUGCAAGCUUUAUGCCAACUGGGAGAGUUGGCUUUUGGGGAGGCUGGGGUGGAUCGAUAUUCGUCUUUGACGUCGACAGGAAACUCACAAUUACAUAUGCUAUGAAUCAGAUGUCACAUAAAAUAAUGGCACAUGGGAGAGAUGGAGAGUACGUGACGGCUGUAUAUAAAGCUUUGGGAGUACUGGAAUAGUGGCUCUUCGCCAAUUCAUGUAGUAAGUAAUACUCGUUACAGACAACUAAAUUAAUUUUUACUGUCGAA
Molecule: messenger RNA, 1247 nt
Organism: Trichoderma asperellum CBS 433.97
Lineage: Eukaryota; Fungi; Ascomycota; Sordariomycetes; Hypocreales; Hypocreaceae
Source: RefSeq, a predicted model, not a curated record